Messenger RNA from Maniola jurtina (meadow brown), 2236 nucleotides. RefSeq lists its product as uncharacterized. The record is from RefSeq and is a predicted model, not a curated record. NCBI's taxonomy places the organism in Eukaryota, Metazoa, Arthropoda, Insecta, Lepidoptera, Nymphalidae. The transcript has 2 exons. Bases 478 to 1761 code for a protein of 427 amino acids.
UUUAACUAACUUGUUACAAAUAACUACAAACUUGACAUUGGCUAAUCUUUGUAAAGCCAGACGAAAGAGAAAGUAAAAAAUAAAUUUCGAAAAAUACAUUUCGCCGCCAUAUUCACUUUGCCGCGCUUUUUGCCUCUGAAAAUGUUGCUUCAGUCUGUGGUUCGAGAAAAUUCCACCAAUCAGGUGCAAGUUGGAACCCGACAAGUUGUCACGUCUGAAGGUCUGUAGAUGCUUCAUUGAAAUAAAACAAAAUUCUUGUCUAUGGCACAAUUUUUUUUAGCCGCCUUUUUAAAAUUGGAAAUGAAUUUUGACAGAUUCAGCCGUUAGUUGUUUUGGGUUGUGCUGCAAAAAAAUUAAAAUCUCUUGAAAACAGUUAGUUUUAAUUUAAUGUAUAUUUACUAGGAUUUCUUAAAGAAAAUGUUUAAUUGACCUGUGUUCACAUGAUUUGAAUAGUAAUACAAAAUAAAUAAAGUAGCUAUGGGGAGUAAUACGAGUAAAUCAAGUACAGAGACAGCUGCAGUUUUCCAAAACAACGAAUUGGACAAGGACGUAAGCAGCAAUCCGGAUCCUCGUUCUCCUACGCCUGAAAUAGCUCGGACUCCACUGCAGAAUAAAAAUGGUGCAAAGCAUAAUAUAACUAAGAAUGUUGACCUGAGAAAGACAUUUGAAAGUGAUAAAGCAGAAGGAAAACUUAUUCAUAACAAUCCGAUUCUAUCUGCAGUUAUAAAAAAUCAUUUGCAGUCAUAUGACCCUCGGUCGCCAACACAGGAUUUUGAAAGAACUCCUAUAGUUAUAACAUCUGAUAUUGAUGAAGAUACACAUAAAAGACUCCAUAAACUAGAGGGCAAUAAUUGUGGAAGUCCUUGUCUAAAUAAUGAUAGUAUUGACAAUAACAACUAUGAUUCUUCUUUUGAAGUAGAACAAGAAAGUCCAGAUUUAGUACUUCCUAAAAAAUUAUAUGAUAAAUUCAUUGACUUGGCUCUUAAUGACACACUGAAGGAAACAGAUGAGCCAUUAGGAUCUUCAACUGCUUCCAAUGAAGUCAUUGAAAAUGAAUUGUCAUUACCAUGCUCUAAGCCUACCACACUGUUAGAAACGAAUUUUGAUUAUGUGGAAACUGAUAAAGGACAGUCCCAGGAAAAUAAUGAGGAAAUAGAAACUGUUGACGAAUGUAUACAGAUACCAGAGAAUGUUAAAAAUAUCCCCUUGUUUAAAAUUCUCACAGAGGACCCUAGGUCUCCAUCUAUAGGUAUUGAGAGAACUCCCAUUGUUGUUGCCAAAAACGAAGACACACUUGGUGAUGGAAAUGUUGAGGAAAUGUCAGAUGAUUCAUUGAUUAAAGCAUUGCAAAAUACAAAUACUGAACUCCGUCAAAGCAAUGUUCCAGACAAGUACUCUGAUGGUAUCCUUAUUUAUGAGGAUGAGUCUGAUUCUCUCAAUGAUACACCUAAAAAAUCAAAAUCAGCAAGCAGCAGUGGUUCUAGAACUCCACUGUCAUGUAUGAAGAAUAAAACAGAUGCAGCUCACAGAUCAAAAUCAACAAAUACUUUGUACGAUACCAAAAAUAAGGCAAAGUUACAAAAAAGAGUUUCUCAUAUUCCAAGAUUGAAGUCUUUGAUCAAGCAACCUAAGUAUGGCCACACAGGAAGCAGUGUAUCAUUGAAGAAUGCAACUAAGUCAGCUAUUAGUGGCGAUUGCGAGAACACUCCACCGCACACUCACCGGGACAAAUGGGACAAAGAUAAUAGUAUUGUUCUGUAAAAUAUGUUUUUGAUAGGUCAAUAUACUUUUUGAAAAAUCUUAAAAAACCAAUUUAAUGUUGUAUUUUCUAAGUAAAUUGUAAUCAAUUGUCUUUUGGAAGAAAUCUCUUUUCCAGUCAGUAAUAAUUAAUAGAUCUAAUUAAUAUAGCAUCACUAAAACACUAAAAUGAGAACCUCCUUUGUGGAAGUCUAAAAGAAGUUAAAAACUUAAAAAUGAGUUUGUUAAAAAAAUUCAGUGUAUAGGAGGUAUUAUUGAUUUUUAACAAUAACACAUUAUCCAUUUACAUACUACAAUCUUAAAUAAUUAAUUAUUGUAAAGGUCAUGGCAAUAGUACAAAUACAUGUAACAUCAAUUUAGACUAAUUUAAUUAUUAUAGCAGUAAUGAUUAAUUAAUUUUGUGAAAGCACUAAAAUUAUUAACUGAUGUAUUUUAGUUGUAAUGGUAUCCACAAUAAAUAUUUAGAAUUACAUGCUUA